Lactuca virosa is the source of this 1663-nucleotide messenger RNA. The record is from the annotation of a GenBank genome assembly. NCBI's taxonomy places the organism in Eukaryota, Viridiplantae, Streptophyta, Magnoliopsida, Asterales, Asteraceae.
GUGAAAAAGAAAGUAGUUAAUUUUGUUUUUUUACAAAGGAAAAAAGAAAAGGAAGUCAACCAAAUUCUGGCUUUUCUUCUGUUACUUAUCCUUCCUGCUCUCUAAAUCCUUUUUUCAAUUUCAUAUAAAUACCCCACAAGAACCACCCCUCAAAUUUCAUUUUUAUAACUUUCAAGCAUUAAUUUUUGUACUAAAAUCUCAAUUGUCUUCAAGAUCAAGAAAUUUAUUCGAUCCAAAAAGAUGGCAGACAGCUGGUGGGAUUCAAGAACAAGGCCUUGUUUGGAUUCAGUAUCAGUUACCUCCAUGAAUCUUUUUCAAGAAACCAGAGAAAGCACGACAACAACAACCACAAGUGGCGGUGGCGGCGGAGAAGGUGGUGGUGGUGAUGGGGUGUUGGGCAACAACCCAAGUUUACAAAUGAUGGAAUUAGGUCUUUCAUCACAACCAAUAUCACAGUCGUUGGAUUGGAAUCAAGCUUUAUAUCGUGGAGAUCAAAGAAGUGAUCAUCAUCAAAGUGGUUACCAAACCCUAGCUCAAGAAGAUCAUAGUUUGAGCUCAGCGACAAGUAAUUUCCAAGAACCCCAAUGGAAAUCACAUAAAAUAUAUUCGGAUUCUCCAACAGAGUUCAAGCAAAUCAAUGUUAGGGGUUUCCGAUUAAAUGAACCGAUGCAAUACGACGAAAACGGAUUAAAUCCAAGCUUCCAAACAAUGGAUGAUCAUUCCUAUGGAAAUUCUACGGUUAUACAAAGCUUAUUCGGUUCAGAAAAUACCACGAGUCAACAAGAUUCGGGUUAUGAUCAAAAUCAAGGAUUGAGUUAUAUGUAUCAAUCUAAUUAUGGUGGUGUCCCCAUGCAGUCUGGUGGCUGCAGUGGUGACGGCGGUGGAGGAGAGUAUCCUCCGCCACCUCAUGAAUUCUCAGUGAAUUCACCAUCAAAAGUGCAACCAUCGAACAUUGCUACACAACUACACUUCUCCAACAACGCUCGAUUUUGGAAUGCAUCUGCAGCCUCAAUGAAUGAUGUUAGAUCGAGUUUUUUUCCUUUGCAAAUGCAACCACCUUCAUCAACCAUUGAAGAUAAAACAAAGAAUCCCACAUCAGAAAUGAUGAGAAAAGCAAGCAGCAAAUCAUCAUCAACCAAAAGACCAAGAAAUGAAAACCCACCAUUGCCAGCUUUUAAGGUGAGAAAAGAGAAGAUGGGGGACAGAAUCACUGCACUUCAACAAUUAGUUUCACCUUUCGGAAAAACUGAUACAGCAUCAGUGUUGUCUGAAGCUAUUGAAUACAUCAAGUUUCUCCAUGAACAAGUUAACGUUCUAAGUACUCCAUACAUGAAAAGUGGAGCUGCAAUCACGCAACAACAAGAGAUUAUAGAUAAGGAAGGAUCACGACAAGAUCUAAGAAGUCGAGGGCUUUGUUUGGUACCGAUAUCAAGCACAUUCCCGGUGACACAUGAAACGACAGUUGAUUUUUGGACACCAUCUUUUGGGGGAACUUUUCGAUGAGUGUGAAAACACGAAAGAAUUUGUUCAUGGGGCCAGUAGUGAUCAUCAAACGAAUUAAUUCUAAGCAAUAAAUUAGGAAUAUCUUGUAUAAAUAUGAAGAGAAAUCAAAGUGGAAAAGUAAAGAAAAGGAUAUGAAUCUUUAAAAUGUUGGGCCAGCUAC